Messenger RNA from Vombatus ursinus (common wombat), 331 nucleotides. It is a transcript of the gene SAMD13, whose product is annotated as sterile alpha motif domain containing 13. Lineage: Eukaryota; Metazoa; Chordata; Mammalia; Diprotodontia; Vombatidae. The transcript has 3 exons. Gene Ontology annotation, molecular function: protein binding. The record is from RefSeq and is a predicted model, not a curated record. The coding region runs from base 74 to 331 and encodes 85 amino acids.
AGUCAAACCAAAUCAGAGGAGCUGACAUCACUUUGGGUAAAAGGAAGCCCCACACUGAUGGAACCAAGGAUCUAUGAAUGCCGUAGAGAACGGGAGAUCAUCUGACCCUGUGGACUGGGAUGUAAUAGAUGUUGUCAAUUAUUUCCGUACGGUGGGAUUCGCGGAACAAGCCAUUGCUUUUCAGGAACAGGAAAUUGAUGGAAAAUCCCUGCUGCUCAUGACAAGGAAUGAUGUGUUAACGGGACUUUCAUUAAAAUUGGGUCCUGCUCUGAAAAUCUACGAAUAUCAUGUAAAACCUCUGCAGACUCGGCAUUUAAAGAACAACUCCUAA